Caenorhabditis bovis is the source of this 1554-nucleotide messenger RNA. The record is from the annotation of a GenBank genome assembly. Lineage: Eukaryota; Metazoa; Nematoda; Chromadorea; Rhabditida; Rhabditidae.
AUGUGUUAUAGGAUCGGAUCGCAUUUAUCCGGCCGAUUUCAAAUCCGAGAAAACCUUGUCACUGAAGGCUUCAUCACCCAGAUUCUUGCAAUUAAUCUCAUUUCCUCAAUGAUAACUACUGGAUCAUCGUGGAUCCUAUUCCAUCUCCAAUACGAAUCCAACACUCCAUUUAUCGCAUUCUGCCGAAAUUUGUUCUAUCUAACCCCUUUCAAUGGCUUUUUCGUCUCAAUCAUCUCGAUAAUUCAAUGCGCAAAACGACGAGAGCGUCGAAAUCAAAAAUCAGCGAGCAUCGUACAACUUCCGGCUAAGGGAGUCGAAGGAUACGCUGAUAUGUCGGACAUCUGUCUCGAGGUUUCUCUUCAAUUUUCAAAAGACUUCUUUUUCGCUCAAAUCGCUCAAUUUCAGCUUCUCGAAAUCGCCAAAUACUGGCCGCUUCAACUAAUUCUAGCAUUUUACACAAUUCUGGCAAUUAUCUCAUUAUUUCUAUCAAUCUACUUUAUAAAAACCUAUAUAUGGAUGUCGGCAUUCCAUCAGAGUUUCAAGAUUUUCAUAGCCAUCUAUUUUACAAAUAUUAUCCAACACCAAUUCUGCUAUACAAUGAGCUUUGCGGUGUUCCUCAAGAAUCUCGUUCAAGCGUCGACGAAUAAAUGCGAUAUUAUUCUCGGAAUCGUACCUCGAACUAUUCUUCAUAUUCCAUUAAGCUACAGCGCUUCAGUUGGUGUUUUUACAAUGUUCGUCAAAAUCGCAUUCUAUAAACCAUUGCAAAUUCUAUUCAUCGUCUACACCCUAUUUGCAAUCGUCACAAUUGUUUUGAUAAUUUAUUUUCUAAAAGUCUAUAUUUGGAAAUCGACACUUCAUCAAAGCUUCAAAGAGUUGGUCAACAUCUACUUCAUUGUUAUAUUCGCCCAAGAAUAUUUCUAUGUUUUCAAUAUCGCCGUCGUCCUACCGUGCAUUUUAAUUUUUUGGAUCUAUCAGAACGCUGAUUUCAAUCAGCCAGCUAUUACAAUCUUAUCGAUUCCCGGUGGUGUCGUUGAGCGAUUCAGCAUUAAUCUGAUGGGCUCAAUAAUUCUGCUGGCCACUGAUUUCAUUGUGUUACUCUAUACUCAUUGCUACAAUCGCAAACUUCGAAAGAAGCGAGUCCAAUUGCGAUUGCUUCAAAACGCAACAUUUUACAGAAUCGGAUUCAAUUUGUCAAGCAGAUAUCAAAUCAUGGAGAAUAUGACAACAGAGAGAUUUGUUACCCAAAUUCUAACAGUGAAUCUACUAUUAGCAUUGCUUGCUUCUAGUGUUCCUUGGAUAUUGAAUAACUUCGAAUUGAGCAUCUCAACCGAUAAUAUUCAAUUUGCAUUCUUCCUCAGAAGCGCAUUAUUCCUUUCUCCUGUUAUCGGGCUUCUCGUCUCGAUCAUUUCGAUUUGGUUCAUGUCGAGAAAUCGAAAAUUGCGCAUUCAACACGCCGCAAAAAUGGUGAAGGUGCCGUCGAGAGGACGACGCGGCUUUCAAGUCUAUUCGAAGUUGCUCGAUGAGCAAUGGGCGCAGCAUUUCAAAAAGCUCUAA